UCGUCCAUGAUGAAUUCAGGGUUUUAAGGGUUUAAGGGUUUAAGGUCAGACGAGAGAGAGGACAAGAGACGAGGGAGAAGACGACGAUGAUGUCUCGUAGAGCCCUAAUUUCUCUGAAACAACAAGCUGAGGCUUCUGCUCGCAAGACGAAGACAAUAAUUCCUCGUUCUUCCAUUUCAACCCACUCGUCAACGAGCCUGAAUUUUAGUUUGUUUACCUCUUCAUCGCUUCCGCAGAACCAGAGGGGAUUCUCUCUGAGAAAUCUGUUCUCAUCUUCAUCUCCAUGGGUUUCUGUUGCGAGUAACAUAAUUGCUAAUGCGGUCUUGGUUGUUAGGGGAUUGGCGACCAGAUCGAUGGAUUCCUCCGCAAACAGGCCUCCCAAAGAGACUAUUCUUCUGGAAGGAUGCGACUUCGAGCAUUGGCUUGUCGUUAUGGAGCCUCCUGACCCUAACCACACCCGUGACGAUAUCAUCGAUAGCUACAUCAAAACCCUGGCUCAGGUUAUUGGCAGUGAAGAGGAAGCUCGGCAUAAGAUCUACUCAGUGUCCACAAAGCAUUACUUUGCCUUUGGAGCUCUUGUUUCAGAAGACCUAUCAUAUAAGAUUAAGGAGCUGCCGAAGGUUCGAUGGGUUCUUCCUGACUCUUAUCUGAAUGUUAGGAACAAGAGUUAUGGAGGGGAACCUUUUAUUGAUGGGCAAGCUGUACCUUAUGACCCCAAGUAUCAUGAGGAAUGGGUUCGGAAUAAUGCCCGUGCAAAUGAAAGAUCAAGGCGUAAUGACAGGCCAAGGAAUAAUGAUAGGUCGAGGAACUUUGAGAGGCGAAGGGGGGAUAUGCCACCACCUUCACCAUCCCCACCAGCAUCUAGACCUGAUUUCCAGACCCAGGGUGAUCCAAAUCGGGACAUGUCACCUCCAGUACAGAAUGUAGGUUUCCAGAACAACUACACACCACCUCCAUUGCAGAGUCGUGAUUUCCAGGGUAGAGACAUGAACAUGCCACCACCUGCACAGAAAUGGAAUGCCCAGACUAAUGUGCCACCACCUUCACCAUCCCCACCAGCAUCUAGACCUGAUUUCCAGACCCAGGGUGAUCCAAAUCGGGACAUGUCACCUCCAGUACAGAAGGUAGGUUUCCAGAACAACUACACACCACCUCCAUUGCAGAGUUGUGAUUUCCAGGGUAGAGACAUGAACAUGCCACCACCUCCACAGAAAUGGAAUGCCCAGACUAAUGUGCCACCACCUGCUCAGAAUUGGAAUUCCCAGACUGGCAUGCAACCACCUGCACAGAAUUGGAAUUCCCAGAACAGGGGCAUGCCACCUCCGCCACAAAAUUUGAAUGCUCAGAGUAACAUGGCACCUCCGCCACAAAAUCUGAAUGCUCAGAGUAACAUGCCACCUCUUCUGCAUAAUUGGAAUGCACACAGUAACACGCCUCCACAACAAAAUUGGAAUGCCCAGACUAACAUGCCACCUCCGCCACAAAAUUGGAAUUCCCAGCGUAGGGACACAGGCGUGGCAUCUCCAACACAUAAUUGGAAUUCCCAGGAUAGGGAUGUGAACAUGGGACCUCCAACACAGAGUUGGAAUUCACAGGGUCAGGACAUGAACGUGCUACCUGCAACGCAGAAUUGGAAUCCGCAGAGUAGGGACAUCUUAACAACCAAACAGAACCAAGAUUUCCAAAAUAGGGAAAUGCAAGCCACAACUCAGAAUUGGGAUGCCCAGACCACAAGCAUUGGAAAUGCUCCAACUGGAAAUGCUCCAAAUGUAAAUUAUCAGAGUAGGUACCCAAGCACGGGGGGAAACUUUCCAAACCGAGACCAAAUGAGGGAUACACCAACUAAUAUGGUCAUGGGCAAUGUACAGAAUAGAGACUACCAAAGCAGGGACAUGCCUGGUAAUUCUGGUAUCAACAUGGAGAACAGAGUUCAUCAGGAAUGGGACAGACCUAGCAAUAUGAAUAUGGGGAAUACACCAAGCAGAGACCAUCAGACACGGGAUAUGCCUGCUGAAAAUUAUGAAUAUGUAGCAAACAGAAGCUUUUAAUUUUCUGAAGACAAUUUUUUCAAGGGUUAGAUGUUGGUGUAUCUGAACAUGCUUGUAUGAGGCUAUGGCUUGUUCUCUUGGUGGUGGGAGUCACUAUUCAAGCUGCAAAGUUUGGUGACAGGCAGUCAUGCAUCCUAAGACCUCUUUAUUAGGUUUUACACUAAUUCAUAUUCAAAUUUGUGCAUUGUGGCAUCUCAGAGUUAGUAGUUAUUUACAUAUCAUAGUGUCUGGUGAGAGGUUUACUUUUUGGCCAUGAACUCUUGGUGAAUGGUAGUAAACUAUUACUCAUUUGCGGUGUGCCAAUAUUGUAGCUUUAUUUUUAGAUAAAUUUGCUAUUUAUUUCAUUAUCCAA
Molecule: messenger RNA, 2400 nt
Organism: Telopea speciosissima
Lineage: Eukaryota; Viridiplantae; Streptophyta; Magnoliopsida; Proteales; Proteaceae
Product: multiple organellar RNA editing factor 8, chloroplastic/mitochondrial-like
Exons: 4
Coding region: 87-2048 (653 amino acids)
Biological process (GO): mitochondrial mRNA modification; cytidine to uridine editing
Cellular component (GO): mitochondrion
Source: RefSeq, a predicted model, not a curated record